GAGGCGCUCUUGUCUUCUCCUUCUCUGCAUCUUAUCCAUUCCUCUCCUCCCCAUUCUCUCUGGUAGCACUCUCAGAUCCAACCCUCAGCGACGGCCAUUAGAAGCUUGCCAUGGAAGCUAUGAAGACCGCCGCCGACUGACUCUUCCCCAUGAUCCAUGAUUUUUUCUGCCGACCCGCCUAGCAGUUCUUCUACCACCGGUCACCAUCGUCUUCCUCAACCCCGUCCUGCGGACAUUGCCAGCUCAAUGGACGAUGAUGAUUUCAUAGUCAAGGGGCUUCCACAGCUCUCUGCCAUCUCUGUUACCAUUAGCAGAAGGUAUAUGCUUGAACAGGCUAUCAAGCGAAUCCGCGCUACAAUGCAUGCAUUUGAGCUAACUGAUGAUGAUGAUGCCACGGUGAUGGCAUCAGUGAAAAUCGAUCUACAACCUCACAGCAAAAGCAUAUUGCCAACCCAACAGGUGUUCUUUGGAGAAUCAACUCAAUUUGCCAGCGACGCUGUUGAAUCAGCAUGUUCUGCUGCUUUGUCCUAUCUGUUGAUGACGGGCAUAAUUAUGAUAGAUGACUACAACUCAGCAGAUCUCAAUAAUUGCCAGAGACAACUCAAAGCUGAGCAGUUCUGGUCAUCAGAGCUAUAUGAUCGUGUGGAGUCGUUUAAAAAACAGCUCAGCUCCUUGACUACAACAAAGAAGAGGCCUCGUUCAGAGAGUAAUGAUGAUAGCACUCCAACAGCUAAAUGUGUGAAUAAAUCAGAGGAUGGCCUCAACGACACUCCGGGUUCGCUGCCGCCAAACAAAGAAACAUCAACCAAUGAAACAGAUCACAGCUCCAGCAAAGAAAUAAUAUCUCAGCCUGUUGCCCGCAGAGCUUUACUCUUUAAAGACUAAAUGCACGGAUCACAUGGUGCGUAGACAGGACUAAUGUUGCUCAAAUGUGAGCAUACGUGCACGUGUUCAAGGAGUUUUGCCCUCUGUCUAUGCCUCAAGUCUCAAUGAUGGCUCUCCAUAUUAUCGCUACCAUGUCUUAUUUGUUUUGUUUGCUCAGCAAAUUUUUUUUUGUACAAGAAUUAGACGACACUGGACCUGUAUAAUUAUAUCCUACUCAUGCAGUUUAUUAUGUAAGUUUCGAAUGAUGUUAUCUAUUUCUAUUAAUAUCAUAUCAUGUAUUGGAAACUCUUCUCUAAAGUAGUCCUGCUCUAUGUGAACUUUUAAAUGUUUCAGAGUUUUUGUGUUAAUCCUUGCAAUGUUCCAGUGGUUCUAUAAAUAUGCUAUAUGUAGGUACACCCAUCACUUCCCGCCUGCUAAAGUUAUCUUUUACUAACUUUUUGCUUCUUGCUUCAUUUCUUAGUGUUGUGUAGUCAGCUGUAUUCCAUAGAGAAUUAUUUCAUAUUCUGACAGUACUCCUAUUCAAAUUCCAGCGUUUGCCCAUUUGACCAUUUUUAUAAUGACUUUCUAACAAUUUAAAUGUAUUAAUAUUGUACUCACAAGUUAUUUGUAUCUGGCCCAACAAAAACACAUAUUCCCUGUCCAUAAAAAAAUAGUAAACGCAUCUGCUUUUGGAUAAUGGCACCGUUAUCUAUAAAACCAAAAUUGAAUAGCACUAUUCAUACAUGGUACUGUGAAAUGUUCUACCUUUUAGAGUUUUAAACGCUUGCUAAAGAAAAAUGAGUGCCGCCUAUUUUUUUUCCCCGGCCUGCCUUCUCGUGCUUCUUUUCCUCGCUAAGUCCAUUGCUUCAGAGUACCCCUUUUCUCCUAUGGGCCAUCCGCCUUCUCAGGGCCGAGACGUUGGCCCUUUCCAUCACACGCACCAACCAUUCGUAUUGUCCAUGUAUUCAAGUUCAUAGGCAUAUAUAUUGACAUACCAUGUAUAGUUUUUUUGCAUACAAUGAACUACCACUUUGUUUCAAGAAAUUUAUCUUACGUAUUUGUCCUACUUCAUACUAAUUAAUUGCUUGGAAUUUAUAAACGCUUACAGAAUAUGAUGCCCUAUUCCUAAAAAAGCAAAAAAAAAAAAUUCAGAUACUCCUAUUUUCCCACCUUCUUACACACAUCGAACUCCAUGGAAAUUGGCCUUCAUAAAAAUCACAUUCUUAUUUUCCUUUAUUAUAGCUAAGCUGUUGUGAUGUUCCACCCUAGGAUGUUUGCUACUGGCAGAAACCAUAUCAUGUGUUUUCGAUAUUCAUGUUUUCUGUCGUGAG
This is a messenger RNA of Aegilops tauschii subsp. strangulata, 2195 nucleotides long. The record is from RefSeq and is a predicted model, not a curated record. Lineage: Eukaryota; Viridiplantae; Streptophyta; Magnoliopsida; Poales; Poaceae.